This is a messenger RNA of Drosophila serrata, 1021 nucleotides long. RefSeq names its product Tissue inhibitor of metalloproteases (gene Timp). Lineage: Eukaryota; Metazoa; Arthropoda; Insecta; Diptera; Drosophilidae. Gene Ontology annotation, cellular component: extracellular matrix. Gene Ontology annotation, molecular function: protease binding; metalloendopeptidase inhibitor activity. The record is from RefSeq and is a predicted model, not a curated record. Gene Ontology annotation, biological process: negative regulation of membrane protein ectodomain proteolysis; negative regulation of endopeptidase activity.
GCGCAACGAGCUGGAAGAAAUCAAUCCGCGGGAUCGGUAAUAAAUAUAAGAUCAAGUGCAGUCGAUUUAUGCGAGUUUCAGUGAAAUUACAUUGCCGAAUUUAAAUCAUUUCUGUGCCAUCGGGUUCAAGUGUCCAAAAGCUAGGAAGUGUACAUUGUUUAACUUACUAAGCAGACUUUGCAAAAAGUAAUCCCGGAGACCCAGUGGCGGCGACAUAAAGUCACUUUAUCAGCUCUCAGCCAUGGAUUUUAGAAAGCAUUUGGGUUUAUUGAUGCUCGUCCUAGUCGCUGUCCUUGCGUUUUACGGUCGCCCAGUGGACGCCUGCUCCUGCUAUCCCGCCCAUCCGCAGACGCAUUUCUGUCAGGCAGACUAUGUUGUGCAGCUGCGAGUCCUUCGCAAAUCAGACACCAUCGAGCCCGGAAAAUCCACCUACAAAGUGCAACUCAAGCGCACCUACAAGGCCACUCCCGAGGCGCGUCGAAUGCUACGUGAUGGACGCCUGGCCACACCCCUCGCAGACUCCAUGUGCGGAAUGAAGCUGGACAUUGGCAAGGUGUACAUUAUAGCUGGAAAGAUGCCGGCUCUUAAUGUUUGCCACUAUGUCAAGGAGUACAUCAAGAUGACCAAGACGGAGCGUCAUGGCUUCAGCGGUGGCUAUGCCAAGAGUUGCAGUUGCACGGUGACUCCCUGCUUCCGUGAUGCCUGCCUGAAGGGGCCAAACUAUGUGGACGAGUGCAGAUGGUCGCCGCGUGCCAAAUGCGAGACAGAUUUCAGUGCCUGUAUGCCGCACAAGAUUAAUACAAAGCACGGCAUCGUUUCCCGCUGCCACUGGCGACGCACACAGCUCUAUAGAAAGUGUAGGAGUGACCCAUAAACCGGAAGUUCCCGGAAGUCCCUUCAAAUCUGCUCCCUUGUUACGCUACCCCCGUUUCUCUCUCUGUCCAGAGCUUUAAUACGUACGUUAUGCCUAAUGUGUUAUUUAUUAAUUGAUGCUUUUGAAAAUGUAACCAGCUCCGAGCAG